This is a messenger RNA of Elgaria multicarinata webbii, 2079 nucleotides long. RefSeq names its product cannabinoid receptor interacting protein 1 (gene CNRIP1). Bases 187 to 675 code for a protein of 162 amino acids. The transcript has 3 exons. Lineage: Eukaryota; Metazoa; Chordata; Lepidosauria; Squamata; Anguidae. The record is from RefSeq and is a predicted model, not a curated record. Gene Ontology annotation, molecular function: type 1 cannabinoid receptor binding. Gene Ontology annotation, biological process: negative regulation of signaling receptor activity. Gene Ontology annotation, cellular component: plasma membrane.
GGCAAGGCGAGCGGCGGCCACAAAUGGGCCCGCUUUGCUGGCUCGCUCCUGUGCCUUCCCUUCCCCUUCCCUCCGGAUUGGACCGGGGGCUUAGCGGGCCUCGGUCGUCGUCGUCGUCAUCUGGCGGCGGGGGCCGGAGAGCGCGCCCGCCCCUUCUGUAGCUGCUCCAUCCCCGCCGAGGCAGCCAUGGCCGAGGUGCCCCCCGUGGUCCGCAUCAAGGUCUCGCUCAGGAUCCAGCCCGGCGACGGGCCCGUCUACUUCAAGGUGGACGGCCAGAGGUUCGGCCAGAACAGGACCAUCAAGCUGCUCACAGGGGCCAAGUACAAGCUCGAGGUGGCCAUGAAGCCGGGCACCAUCCAGGCCACGACGAUGGAGAUAGGAGGAGUAACUGUGCCCUUGGAACAGACCUCAAGAGAACCGCAGGCCGUUACUUAUACUGGAAUCUAUGAUACAGAAGGAGUUACUCACACCAAAAGUGGGGAGAGGCAGCCAAUACAAGUCAACAUGCAGGUCACUGACAUCGGCGCUUUCGAAACAGUCUGGCAGGUCAAAUUCUACAACUACCACAAGCGAGAUCAUUGCCAGUGGGGAAACAGUUUUGGAUGCAUUGAAUAUGAAUGCAAACCCAACGAGACACGCAGCCUCAUGUGGAUAAACAAAGAAACCUUCUUCUGAAGCAAAGUGGGACAGGUGUGGCUGGACAAUCUCUUGGUAAAAGAAGUUAUCUUCAAGCCAGUAUGAAGCCUUAGAAGAGGCACCUCUCUCUAGAUGCUUCUCUUUAACAAGCAAGACUACAAUCCAAAGCACACUUACUUGGGAAUAAGUUCCUUUUGAAAUUGAUGGCACUUGUUUCCGAGUGUUCAAGAUGUGAGUGUAUAAAAAAAAGAGUGCUGCUGGGAUCUGAACAUUUACCCCUUAAAUGUCCAAAUCCCACUGUGUUCAUGCGCAGAAGAAAAUGAGUGUUGCUGGGAUUUGAACAUCUACCACCAAAUCUGUGUUCCACACCUCCACUAUAGUAAACAUGGCAGUUGCAAAUGUUGCGGUGCCCGUGAAGAUCAUGAGGCUUCCACCUAUGUAGUAAUCUUCAGAUGUGAUGCUGUUUGUGACACACCCUGAAUAAUUGUUUUGAGAUUCAGCUGUGAUAUGGCCGCCUCUGUAUUUUUAUUUGUAGUAAAUCACUGUGCUCCUUCAUACUAGUGAGUGUGUGAUACAUUGUGGCCUAGCUACUGCUGUGCCAUAAACUUCAACAUACCUCCCUUCACCCUCCUACUAAUACAGUUCUACUAUGGGAUGCAGCAACUUCCAACUCUACUGUUCUGUGAUUCUAAGAGUGCAAAUUCCAGAUGAUCUAUAUCCAGUGACACAAUAGGCACAAGUUUAAUUUGCUUCGUUUUCCUGGCUGUGGGCGUGCUUGUGAUGGUGGGGAAGGGGGAGGUUGAACAUUAUAUAAUAUUCUGACUGGCUUUCCUAACGUGUGAGAUUUGUUGAGUUUCCCUAGUUCUGAAACAGCCCUGACAACCAACAGCAGCGAUGAAAUUCUUGACAAUCACGGAAGCGAGUGGGGAAGCAAUACAUCUGUGGUUUUAAGUUGUGUGUGUGUGUUGUUAACACCUGGUAAUGCUGUAAUUAAGUGUAAUGUUUGUACACCAAGCCCAAUGAGUUUUCAGAUUGCCUGUUCCAAUGGUAUUUUUAUAUGUAAAAUGAAAUAAACUUGGCUACUAGCCACUUUGGAGCCGCAACAGCUCUGUUGCACCAAACAGCAGCCUUUCAGGUCAAACGGGAAUGCAACGGGACUCUUUCUGAGUCAAAUGACUUUUCCAUAAGCUCAUGCAGGACUCUGAACUCUGGUGCUAUGUCCUAUGUAAAUCUGUUUACAGCAAAUGAGAAGCACAUUAUUUAUCUCUAAUAAAAUCGAAUAGGUGGAAUGUUGCUUCUCUCAUGUUCUACUGGAUUAAGGUGGUUGUGUCUGCGUUACAGUGCAUAUCAGCUGUACUUGUGUCCUUCAUGUGAACAAUCUAUAAAUUGUUGCUACUUUUUACCUUUGUCAAUAAAGGAGUAAGCAACCAGUGUUUCCCCUAA